AUGGGCGGGCAGACGAUAUAUGCGGCCGACCUCGUGAGCGUUGGACCCGAUGAUGACGGCGUCUCGAACAUUGUCACGUAUCCUAACGGGGUGAUGGCUUUGCCACAGCUCGGAUUGCUGGCACUCAAUGCUGGACCCAAUGCCAAAAAUGUGUACCAAUCUUUCCCUGCGACCAAUAAUUCUGGCGAGUUUGUCACGGUCCAGAUACCCGCAGGAAAUCUCUUCAGUCAAAACAUUAUUCCUUCUUACUCCUAUGGGCUGCACGUCGGAGCUGCUGCCUUGAACUAUCCUGGGUCUCUAUAUCUGGGAGGCUACGACAAAGCAAGAGUCAUUGGUCCUUAUACAAUUCUUGGCAGUCAACUCCCGACCUUACUUGACAUCGGUAUUGGCGUUGAGACAGGGGGUAGUCCCUUCUCGUUCCAGAACAAGAGUGGACUACUAUUCCUUGACAAUGAGAAUGACAAUAUCAGUAUAGACAUUGUACCACAUGCACCGUAUCUUUACCUUCCACCCAAGACUUGCGAGGGCCUGGCCGAGAUACUGCCAAUCUACUUUGACCAGGGGACCAAAUACUAUCUUUGGAACACUUCGGACCCUGCGUACAAGCAAGUGGUCACCUCACCGGCAUAUUUGAGCUUCACUUUUCCUCCAGCGCCUCCAGACCCGAACAAUGUCAUCAUCAAGAUCCCCUUCGCUUUACUCAACCUGACUUUGAGCUCUCCCAUCGUCUCUGCGCCAGUUCAAUACUUCCCAUGUCAAGCAGUACCCAAUUUGAACGACGGAUACGAAUACGCUCUCGGCAGGGCAUUCUUGCAAGGAGCUUUUGUUGGCUGGAACACGAAUGCACACAUUGGCUGGCUUGCUCAAGCUCCCGGUCCAGGUGACUCGAACAUAGGGCUUGGUGAAGUAGGCCAGGAUAUAGCAAACGAUGCUGUUGAUCUCGACGUAUACAACGGGACAACAACCAAUCUUUUCGCGCAGUCUUGGGCUAAACAUUGGACACCACUCCCGUCUCAAGCAACACCAUCCUCUCCGACCUCCACGUCCGCAAAGAAUUCGAAGACCAUAUCGUCAGGUGCCAUAGCUGGCAUCGCUGUUGGAGCCGCCAUUGCAGUCAUUGCACUUGUCUCGGGUAUAGUCCUAUGCAUGAGACGAAGGAGAAAGCGUGAGGCUGCUAAAGAGAUCUCACUCAACGACCGAAGCGAAUCCCCUAAGACUGACGAUGUAUUGAUCGAACUUCCGUCACGUCUAUUGACACCUCCGCCUCCUUUCACUCACAGUCCCCAUGAGCUGCAUCAAGGCCAGUUCUACCAAGUUGCUGAGAUGCCUGGUAGUCGUGCCGGACAUGAAUUACAUUCGGAUACUCGAGCUGCGCCUGUAAGACCUGGCAGGAUAGAACAGCGUGAUGCACACGAACUAGGACUUCCCCCAACCCCUAGCCCAUGA
This is a messenger RNA of Aureobasidium musti, 1446 nucleotides long. The record is from the annotation of a GenBank genome assembly. Lineage: Eukaryota; Fungi; Ascomycota; Dothideomycetes; Dothideales; Saccotheciaceae.